ACACCUGCAAUAGUAAAUUCUAAGACCCAAAACCCAAAACACACCGUAAAAAUCACUACCACCACCAUGAAAGAACACGCCGCCACCACAACCAUCCCCACCGCCAAUGGCUGCCGGAGAAACAAAAACUGCGUAUGCAAAACCUGCAUUUCCAGUAUCAUUUCAACCCUGGAUCUUCUCCCCACUUUCACCGCCCAAAAACCCUCUCUCAUCAAAAUCAAAUCCUUAUCUUCAAAUUCAAAUUCUCCCCCUGAAACCCCCAAAUUCUUUACUUCAUCAAAUGUCUCCACUCCCGAUUCAACAAAUUCCAAGAAUCACCAUCAUCGUUUAAGGAUCAAGAAACUGAAAAAAACAGAGCUUUUAUCUUUCUUGAAAAUGCUGGUGAAAUGUGCUUUGAUUAUGAUGUUGGUUUUGAUUCUAAGACCUGGGUCUUUGUUUAAUAUGAUGGAAAUUAAGGUUUCUGAUGAAAAGGUAACAAAUUUAAGUGAGAAAUCAAGAUUAGGGUUUGCUGAUUUGAAAGAUAAAUUUGGGGUUUUAAGGAAUGCAUUGAAAGAAGUUGUUGGUGAUGAUGAUCAUGGUUUGGUUACUAAUCCCACUUGUCAUAUAAUUCAGGAUGGUUUGAUAUUAAGAUCUAGUUGUCAAUUGUAUCAAUCUGGGUCUGAAGAAGUGAGUGUUUGGGGAUGGCCUUAUCAGACUACUGGUUUGGUUAAAACUGAAUUUGAUUCAAGAUCAUUCACUGUCUUGUCAGGAAGAGUUACUGAGUGGUCUAAUGGCGUGUUGAGUUGUUUGAUUAGACAAGCAAAUACUUCAUGGGAACAAGGAAAGUGGAUUACAUAUGUGUGGCGUUUGGAUGAAAAUACUUGGAUCCUUGAGUACAAAAGAAGCUUUUUGUUUGACAAUACGCAUCCGUUUUCAUCAGCAAUGGAGUUUUUGAAAUACAAGAUGAUGAGAGCGUUACAAUGGAUGAAGAAGUUGUGGAACUUGUCCGAUGGCAUUCCGUUAGCUCCCACAUGAGAAAGAUUUAGUUUGAUUGUGUUCUCGUAUAUUCUCGUUUUCCAUUAGCAGUUAGUACUAACUCUCGGCAAAUACUUUUGAUAUGGCACGUAAAUGAUGAUUGUGGCUGCAUUGUACAAAUAUAUACCUUCUUAGAAUGCAUAUAAGAGGCUUGACUAUGCUUGGCUGAAUACACAACUGUGCGUUGAUUAAAAUUCUUCCAUCCUGUAAUUGUAUUGACACAUGCAGAUCAAUUAGUAACCCAUGUUGUGUAUAAAUUUCAUUCCUAUCUUGCACAAGCA
Messenger RNA from Erigeron canadensis, 1295 nucleotides. RefSeq lists its product as uncharacterized. The record is from RefSeq and is a predicted model, not a curated record. The transcript has 3 exons. Gene Ontology annotation, cellular component: endoplasmic reticulum. The coding region runs from base 67 to 1014 and encodes 315 amino acids. Lineage: Eukaryota; Viridiplantae; Streptophyta; Magnoliopsida; Asterales; Asteraceae.